UGCAAGGGGGAAAGGAGGCUGGAAGUGCCCGUUAAAUCAUUCAGACCCCGGGCGAGCGGGGCCGAGGGUGCAAACGAGUAGAUGCACGGUAUCUUUUAUACCGCUUGCUUUUUCCUAGUCACCGGGGUGGGUGGCAACAAUGCAAAGGGCGAAGAAAUUCGGGAGGAGGCGAUGGCUCGGUACAGAGAGCGUGUUAAAGAAAUGUUUUAUCAUGCUUACAAUAACUACUUAGAGAAUGCAUUCCCCUAUGAUGAACUGCGACCUUUAACUUGUGAUGGUCAGGAUACCUGGGGAAGCUUUUCUCUGACUCUGAUUGAUGCCUUGGACACUCUUCUGGUGCUGGGCAAUGUGACAGAGUUUCAGAGAGUUGUCCACAUUCUUCAGGAUGGAAUGAACUUCAACAUCGAUGUCAAUGCGUCUGUGUUUGAGACCAACAUCCGAGUGGUGGGGGGCUUGCUGUCCGCUCACCUGCUCUCCAAGGAGGGUGGCAUCGCAGUGGAGCCAGGUUGGCCGUGCACGGGGCCUUUGCUCAGACUGGCGGAAGAAGCUGCUCGUAGACUGUUGCCAGCUUUCCAGACUCCAACCGGAAUGCCAUUUGGGACAGUGAAUCUGAUGAAUGGGGUUAAUCCCAGUGAGACCCCAGUCACGUGCACUGCCGGAAUUGGCACCUUCAUACUGGAAUUUGCUACUCUGAGCCGAUUGACAGGUGACCCUGUGUUCGAAGAGGUGGCAAGAAAGGCGUUGGACGGGCUGUGGAAAAGCCGAUCGGACAUCGGCCUUGUUGGAAACCAUAUCGAUGUGUUAACGUCGAAGUGGGUGGCACAGGACGCUGGGAUUGGAGCAGGCGUCGACUCCUACUUUGAGUACCUGGUGAAAGGAGCCAUCCUGUUGCAAGAUGAAGGCCUGAUGUCGUCUUUCCUUGACUAUGAAAAAGUGAUUAAGAAUUACACCAAGUUUGAUGAUUGGUACGUCUGGGUUCAGAUGUACAAAGGCACUGUCUCCAUGCCUGUCUUCCAGUCUCUGGAAGCCUUCUGGCCAGGUCUGCAGAGCUUAAUUGGCGACAUUAACAAUGCAGUGAAAACUUUCCACAACUACUACCAGGUUUGGAAGCAGUAUGGAGGACUCCCCGAAUUUUACAGCAUUCCUCAGGGUUCAACUGUGGACAAGCGAGAAGGCUAUCCACUACGACCAGAGCUUAUAGAGAGUGCUAUGUAUCUGUAUCGAGCCACAGGCGACCCAACCUUCCUGGAACUGGGCAGGGAUGUGAUUGAAGCCAUUGAGAAGAUAAGUCGUGUCGAUUGUGGCUUUGCUACUGUCCGGGACCUGCGUGACCACAAACUGGACAAUCGCAUGGAAUCUUUCUUCCUGGCAGAGACGGGUGAAGUAUCUCUAUCUGCUCUUCGACCCGACAACUUCCUCCAUAAUGAUGGGAGCACCUUCCACACGGUCACCACGCCGUAUGGCGAAUGCGUGCUGGGUGCCGGCGGCUACCUGUUCAACACAGAGGCGCACCCCAUUGACCCUGCGGCCUUGCACUGCUGCAGCCAACACCGGGAGGAGCGUUGGGAGGUCGAAGCGCUGAUGCAAGACUUCCGCAGCGCGCAGCAUGAGGAUGGACUGAACAAGGCAGGUUCUUUGGAACAGGCUCGCCCACAAAGCAAGAGCAAGUGGACAGCUCGAGCUGGGAACCAAGCAAGAAGAACAAAUAAGAAAGUUCCGGUGCUGAGCUGUCCGAGCCAGCAUUUCAGCUCCAAACUCGCUGUAUUAGGUCAAGUGUUUACAGACUCUUCCUAGUCUUGCAUCUUAAAUUUUUAUUUAUGAAAUCGUGGAAUAAAGUAUCUUUUU
Pristis pectinata (smalltooth sawfish) is the source of this 1845-nucleotide messenger RNA. RefSeq names its product ER degradation enhancer, mannosidase alpha-like 2 (gene edem2). Lineage: Eukaryota; Metazoa; Chordata; Chondrichthyes; Rhinopristiformes; Pristidae. The record is from RefSeq and is a predicted model, not a curated record. Gene Ontology annotation, biological process: carbohydrate metabolic process; endoplasmic reticulum mannose trimming; mannose trimming involved in glycoprotein ERAD pathway. Gene Ontology annotation, cellular component: endoplasmic reticulum; membrane. Gene Ontology annotation, molecular function: mannosyl-oligosaccharide 1,2-alpha-mannosidase activity; calcium ion binding.